GUGCCAACGUGCGCGGACGCCGCCGCCGCCGCCGUCGCCGCCGCCGUUGGAGUCCGCCGGGCAGAGCCGGCCGCGGAGCCCCGAGCAGGCGGAGGGAAGUGCCCCCGGGACCCGCUCGGCCAGCGGCGCUGCAGAGAGCUGCAGGACCAGGAGCAGCAGGAGGAGGAGGCGGGGAGACGGCUCGUCCACGCGCCCUGCGCCGCCGCCGGUCCGGGAAGGCAGCGAGGAGCCGGCGCCCCCCGCGCCCCACGGAGUAAUUUCGGAUGCCCCGCCGCGGCCGCCUGCCCGAAUAGACCCGGGAGAGGAGUUGCAGCCAACUUGUGUGCCUUUUUUCCGCCUCUGUGGGAGCCGGCGCAGAGCGAAGGGCUCUCCCCGCGGCUCAUGCUGCCGGCCCUGCGUCUGCCCAGCCUUGGGUGAGCCGCCUCGGGAGAGCUGGGGGAGCGCGGCGGCGGCGCCGCGGGCUCGGCGUGCUCUCCUCCGGGGACGCGGGACGAAGUAGCAGCCCCGGGCGCACGCCGGAGGCAUGGAGCGCUGCCCCAGCCUGGGGGUCACCCUCUACGCCCUGGUGGUGGUCCUGGGGCUGCGGGCGGCACCGACCGGCGGCCAGCACUACCUCCACAUCCGCCCGGCUCCCAGCGACAACCUGCCCCUGGUGGACCUCAUCGAACACCCGGACCCUAUCUUUGACCCCAAGGAGAAGGAUCUGAACGAGACGCUGCUGCGCUCGCUGCUUGGUGGCCACUACGACCCGGGCUUCAUGGCCACCUCGCCCCCAGAGGACCGGCCUGGCGGGGGUGGGGGAGCGGCCGGGGGCGCCGAGGACCUAGCCGAGCUGGACCAGCUGCUGAGGCAGCGGCCGUCCGGGGCCAUGCCGAGCGAGAUCAAAGGGCUGGAGUUCUCCGAGGGCUUGGCCCCGGGCAAGAAGCAGCGCCUGAGCAAGAAGCUGCGGAGGAAGUUACAGAUGUGGCUGUGGUCGCAGACCUUCUGCCCCGUGCUGUACGCGUGGAACGACCUGGGCAGCCGCUUCUGGCCACGUUACGUGAAGGUGGGCAGCUGCUUCAGCAAGCGCUCGUGUUCGGUGCCCGAGGGCAUGGUGUGCAAGCCGUCCAAGUCGGUGCACCUCACCGUGCUGCGGUGGCGCUGUCAGCGGCGCGGGGGCCAGCGCUGCGGCUGGAUUCCCAUCCAGUACCCCAUCAUUUCCGAGUGCAAGUGCUCAUGCUAGAACUCGGGGGCCCCCUGCCCGCACCCAGACACUUGAUUGACCCCCACGGACUCCCCCAGCCACCGCCUACAACCAGUUCCACCACCCUGGAGAGUGGAUUCAAUGAACUUUUUUUUUUUUUUUUUGGCUACAGAGACCUAGCUUUCUGGUUCAUGUAAUGCACUGUUUAACUGUGUAGGAAUGUAUAUGUGUGUGUAUAUACGGUCCCAGUUUUAAUUUACUUAUUAAAAGGUCAGUAUUAUACGUUCAAA
Elephantulus edwardii (Cape elephant shrew) is the source of this 1473-nucleotide messenger RNA. RefSeq names its product noggin (gene NOG). Gene Ontology annotation, biological process: negative regulation of cell differentiation; negative regulation of BMP signaling pathway; dorsal/ventral pattern formation. The coding region runs from base 524 to 1222 and encodes 232 amino acids. Lineage: Eukaryota; Metazoa; Chordata; Mammalia; Macroscelidea; Macroscelididae. The record is from RefSeq and is a predicted model, not a curated record. The transcript has a single exon.